Messenger RNA from Brassica napus (rape), 675 nucleotides. RefSeq names its product glutathione S-transferase T3-like. Lineage: Eukaryota; Viridiplantae; Streptophyta; Magnoliopsida; Brassicales; Brassicaceae. The record is from RefSeq and is a predicted model, not a curated record. The coding region runs from base 1 to 675 and encodes 224 amino acids. The transcript has a single exon.
AUGGAUUAUUCACCCAAAGAGGAUAGGAUCCUUAUUGGUGCUUGGCUUAACACCAGUAUGGACCCUCUCGUAGGCAACGAGCAGAGAGCUGUUGCUUUCUGGAAGCGUAUUGUAGACUACUACAACGCCAGCCCUCAGCUCGUUGGGGAAGUACCGCGAGAGGUUACUUCUUGUAAGAAGAGGUGGUCUAGGAUCAAUCAUGAAGUAUCCAGAUUCACUGGUUGCUACAACCAGGCGCUGAGGGAGCAGAGAAGCGGCCAAAAUGAUGAUGAUGUGAUCAAAGCUGCUUACGACAUAUUCUUCACCAAGUACAAUACCAAGUUCACACUCGAUCACUGCUGGAGAGAGCUCAGGCAUGAGCAGAAAUGGGCCUCCACUUAUAUGGCUAAGGAUGGUGGAAAGGAAAAGCGGAGGCCAGUGGUGGAUCUUGACAGACCAGAAGAAAAUGUUGUUGGAGAAGAUGAGGAUAGACCAGUCGGGGUAAAGGCUGCGAAAGGUGCCAGUAAGAAGAAGAAGAGUGGUCGAGAUGAGGAGUUGUCUAAGCUACAAGGCGUUUUGGAACUUAAGGAAAAACUGUCUAGAAAUAAACUCCUUGAUCGCUUGCUGGCCAAGAAAGAGCCAUUGUCUGAGAUCGAAACAACACUAAAAAUGAAGCUUAUGUCUGAAAUGUUAUGA